ACCAACUCCUCUCUCUCUCGCCACAGCUCAUUUACAGAGAUAUUAAAUCUCCCUCCUCGUUCUCUCUACCAAAACCGCUUUCAAGGGCUUUUACGACAAAAGGCCGAGUUUAUGUCCAUCGAAAACCUCAAGUCCCAUGACCCCUUCGCCGACGCGGACGAAGAGACCGGCGAGACUAAACAGUCUCAGGACUACAUCCACAUUCGGAUUCAGCAGCGCAAUGGUCGUAAGACUCUGACCACUGUCCAGGGUCUCCCUAAGAAGUUCGACCAGAAGAAGAUUCUCAAGGUCAUUAAGAAGAAGUUUGCCUGCAAUGGCACCAUCGUCGCAGACACUGAGAUGGGUGAGGUGAUUCAGCUGCAAGGAGAUCAGCGUAAGGAUAUCCAGGAGUUCAUGACCGCCAAGGACGGCCUCGAGCUUGAUGCCAAGACCAUUAAGGUGAGCACCCCUCUAUCCCAUAUCACCAAAAUAUAUCUAACCCCACAUUCCAGGUCCACGGUUUCUAAUCCCGUCACCGUCACCAUGCCUUGUUCCAGUCCCUUCCUCCCAGUCUACUUUGCCCUGUGA
Penicillium atrosanguineum is the source of this 567-nucleotide messenger RNA. Its product is annotated as translation initiation factor eIF1. Gene Ontology annotation, molecular function: RNA binding; ribosomal small subunit binding; translation initiation factor activity. Lineage: Eukaryota; Fungi; Ascomycota; Eurotiomycetes; Eurotiales; Aspergillaceae. The annotation marks the transcript as partial. The transcript has 4 exons. Gene Ontology annotation, biological process: translational initiation. The record is from RefSeq and is a predicted model, not a curated record. Gene Ontology annotation, cellular component: eukaryotic 43S preinitiation complex.